AUGCUAAAUUCCAAACUAGCUAGAGUCGGAGCUUCGAUCGCUAAACACCUCUGCACGAGUACUUCUACUUGGAAUUGUACAUCCUUGUGUGGAACAGGAUAUAUUCGGAAAGCAAAAUAUCAUUACUUGCAACCUCCGUUUCAACAGCAUUCAUUUACUAAGUUAUACAAGGCAGCCAUGAUGGGAAAUCAUAAUUUCCUUUCAACAAUGACUACUAACAACACUGAGGAAGGGAGCGAACAAAAUGAAACGAUAUCUGUAACUUUUAUUGACAAGGACGGUGAAGAAAACCAUAUCAAAGUCCCCGUUGGAAUGUCUAUGUUAGAAGCUGCUCAUGAAAAUGACAUUGAUCUAGAAGGAGCAUGCGAGGGCUCGCUUGCGUGUUCAACCUGCCAUGUUAUAGUCAUGGACGUAGAACAUUACAAUAAAUUGGAAGAUCCAACUGAUGAGGAAAAUGACAUGUUAGAUCUAGCUUUCGGGCUUACUGAAACAUCACGUCUGGGUUGCCAAGUUAUUGCAAAACCAGAACUUGAUGGAAUUCGGUUAGCCAUACCUGCUGCUACUCGGAACUUCGCCGUUGAUGGUUAUGUGCCCAAACCACAUUAG
This is a messenger RNA of Sphenostylis stenocarpa, 606 nucleotides long. NCBI's taxonomy places the organism in Eukaryota, Viridiplantae, Streptophyta, Magnoliopsida, Fabales, Fabaceae. The record is from the annotation of a GenBank genome assembly.